Messenger RNA from Aspergillus steynii IBT 23096, 618 nucleotides. RefSeq lists its product as uncharacterized. Lineage: Eukaryota; Fungi; Ascomycota; Eurotiomycetes; Eurotiales; Aspergillaceae. Bases 186 to 521 code for a protein of 111 amino acids. The transcript has a single exon. The record is from RefSeq and is a predicted model, not a curated record.
AGCGGGAUAGAACGACGGAAUCCACAGUUGAUCGGUUGCUCUCUUAUCGUGACUUUUUUUUGCCUUUAUUUUUUCUUUUCUUCUUUUUUUCUUUUCAUUGUGGGACAAAUUUUGGACUUUCACUAUGUGACGGGGCUUGUGCGUGGCUUUCGCUAAAGCGCGAAUCCAAACCUAAGCGCGUCUGGAUGUUUCGUUUGUUUGUUUGCCUGUUUGUCUCGGUCAGGUCUGGCAUGGAUUGCGCGUAUCGAGUGUCGAGUGAAAGCUCGACAGGUAGAAUGGAUGUCUCCUCCGUAGCGAUAUCUGCGACAGAGGACGUAGGAGUAAAUGGCAGCCCGCGAACCAUGGAAACGAGCCGUACCAGACAUGGAUGGGCUCGUUCCAUGGUUCCCUCCCGUCUGUCAGAAACCAGAUUUGUUCGGGCACAUUGUUUUAUUGUCUUGCGUUGUGUUUCCAAUUUGUUUGGCCUUUGUGGGUUCUUGCUUCUACGGGACCCUGUUGGUGUUCGUGUACCUCUUUCGUAGUAUAUACAUCUAUGGGACCUUCUGUAUACACUACAAUAUAUAUCGUGCGCAGGUCGGAACAACCGAUAAGCCACAUUGGGGUUAAUCUCCCUGCUGG